UAGCUAUGACCAGCCUUCUUGAACUCCGUGCCGUAGCAUUCGAGGUCAGAGAGCGUAGUCCAUCCGCGAGCAAGAGUCUGGCUUCGAUGCCGAUGCUGUUUCUUUAUCUCUGUAGUGCAACCAUCCAUCUUCACGCCGUGUCUCGAAUGCCGUCGAACCAUCAUGUCAGUCUGUUGUGUCCUUCACGAGGUAUCUUACUGCGCAGCCAUGACAGCAUCGAUAGCUUUGCAGACUGCCUUGCUCGUCGAUCAUGCUUGUUCAAGUGGGCGAUUCGUCGUUGGCAUUGCGCAACCGAUGGUUAUCACAUGCUAGGAGGUAGGUAUUGGACAAGCUGCAGCCUGCUACGCGCCACUAUCUCGAGCCCGCACGUCUUGCAUCCGCUUGAUGCGAUGCUGACGAUGGCACUUCACCUCGCUGGUGGUCAGAGGUAAGUGGAAGCGGUGACAGGGCCGUCCAGUCACGAU
Sphaerulina musiva SO2202 is the source of this 464-nucleotide messenger RNA. RefSeq lists its product as uncharacterized. The coding region runs from base 147 to 431 and encodes 94 amino acids. The record is from RefSeq and is a predicted model, not a curated record. NCBI's taxonomy places the organism in Eukaryota, Fungi, Ascomycota, Dothideomycetes, Mycosphaerellales, Mycosphaerellaceae. The transcript has 2 exons.